Molecule: messenger RNA, 998 nt
Organism: Ceratitis capitata (Mediterranean fruit fly)
Lineage: Eukaryota; Metazoa; Arthropoda; Insecta; Diptera; Tephritidae
Product: proteasome subunit alpha type-6
Exons: 5
Coding region: 149-883 (244 amino acids)
Biological process (GO): ubiquitin-dependent protein catabolic process
Cellular component (GO): proteasome core complex, alpha-subunit complex; proteasome core complex; cytosol
Source: RefSeq, a predicted model, not a curated record
AUCAUCAUACUUAAUUAAAUGACUGGUUAAAUUGACAACUGUGAACUGCUGAAAAGGAAAUUGAAGAAGAAGCAGGAAUUAACAAAUUGCUGGUCAUUCGAAAGAAUUUUGUUAUUCGUCGUUAUUUAUUUUACUGGGAUCUUAAAAGAUGUCGCGUGGUAGUUCUGCCGGUUUUGAUAGACAUAUUACCAUUUUUUCUCCUGAAGGACGUCUGUACCAAGUUGAAUAUGCUUUUAAGUCUAUUGAUCAUGAGGGUCUUACUUCGGUGGCUUUGAAAGGAAAAGAUUGCGCUGUUGUGGCUACACAGAAAAAGGUCGCUGAAAAACUGAUUGAUCCAGGAACGGUUACACAUCUGUUCCGUAUCACAAAAAAUAUUGGCUGCGUAAUGACCGGACGCAUAGCUGACAGCCGAUCUCAAGUGCAAAAGGCGCGAUAUGAAGCAGCAAACUUUCGUUACAAGUUUGGCUAUGAUAUACCAGUGGAUGUUUUAUGUCGUCGCAUAGCCGAUGUUAAUCAAGUAUAUACACAAAAUGCGGAAAUGCGUCCCCUGGCAUGCAGUAUGGUACUUAUCGCCUAUGAUGAUGAGUUGGGACCAUCUGUGUAUAAAACUGACCCUGCUGGGUACUAUUGUGGCCUAAAAGCUGUUGCUGUAGGAGUUAAACAACAAGAUGCCAGAAGCUAUUUGGAGAAAAAAUUCAAGAGUGAUUUAUCGACAGAAAAAGCUAUACAACUGGCAAUUACUUGUUUGUCUCAAGUUCUACAGGUCGAUUUCAAGCCAAGUGGUAUUGAAAUUGGUAUUGUCACAAAAGAUAAUCCACAAUUUACAGCGUUGGAUGAAAAGGAAAUUGAGGACCACUUAACAAAGAUUGCAGAGAAGGAUUAAUUUAAGGGAAAAGAAUUUUUUCUUUUUAAAAUUUAACUUUUUGAUUUCAUUGGUAUUGCAAUUUUUGUAAACUGGCAAAAAAUAAAAAUAAAAUUUGCUGUAUUAAAAAAGUUAA